CAAAAAUUCAAACAAAAAUAUGUAGUUUUUAUUUUAGCUUCUUUUUUUUAAACAUUUUCAUAAAUUAAAGAUGAAACCAACAGCUCUAGUGUUAUUAUUUCUUAAUAUGUUCUUUCAUACACAAGGUUUACUUCCUCCUAAAUUUCAAUGGAAAACUAUAGACUUUGCAUGGGAAGGUAACAGACGGGAAGCGGCUGUGGCUUCAGGCGAUUAUAUUCCUGAAAAUAAUAUGCCUGCUGGAAUAGCUAGAUGGAGAGAUAAAGUUUUCAUAACAAUUCCAAGAUGGAAAAAUGGAGUUCCAUCCUCCCUAAAUUAUGUUUAUUUAAAUGGAAGCCAAUCGCAGCCGCUACAUCCAUACCCAAGUUGGAAUGAAGGGUUUGUAUCGGAGAAGUCUCAUAAAGUUACAACGAAUAGUACAGUGGUGUCUGCGUUCAGAAUUUUUAUCGAUAAGUGUGAUCGGCUGUGGGCAGUGGACAAUGGCGUCGCUGAUAUGUCGAGAGAAUUACGACAAAUAACAGAGCCCGCCAUAUUGAUAUUUGAUUUAAAGAAGAACGUCUUAAUACACCGUUACGUCAUUGAUGAUGAGGUUUUGAGGGACUCUACGGUGUUAACUAGUAUUGUGGUAGAUAUAGCCGGUAAGAACUGCGAGGACUCGUUCGCCUACAUCCCUGAUAUGGGAUCCAACGCACUCCUGGUGUACAGCCUCAGGAUGAAGGAUGUGUGGAGGAUAGAGAACCACUUCUUCCACUUCGAUCCCCACGAGGGGGUUUAUAGAGUUGGCGGCGUGGACUUCUACUGGAGCGAUGGGAUAUCGUCAGCUGUAUUGAUCCCGUCUAAGAAAGGCUCCGGACACUCCUACCUGUACUUCCACCCCACGUCCAGUAGAAAGCUGUUCCGGAUGUCGACUAAGCUGUUGCGGGACAGGAACGUUCCACGCGAGAAUAUAUUCUCUGGUGUCGAAGUUGUGGGUGACAGAGGUGAGAAGUCCCAGGCUACAGCAAUAGACUAUGAUCAUGGCAACAAUGUUUUAUUCUACACCCAGCUGAGUAAAAAUGGCGUGAGUUGUUGGAGUGUCGACCAGCCCCUGACUCCGGAGAACGUUCCGCUCAUCAUCAGCGACUGCACCAUACUCGAGUUCCCCAACGAUAUUAAGGUGGAUCACGACAGUAACCUGUGGAUCCUAAGCAACAGACAAUCCCGUUUCCUGUACGAGUCUAUGGACUUCGACCAGAUCAACUUCCGCGUACUGACGGCGCCGACCACGACCAUCCUACAGGGGACCGCCUGCGAGAAGGUUUCCUCCCUGGAUAGGGUUCUAAGUUUCAUUAAGAAGAAGGACAAAUGAUUAUAGCAAUAAUUUAUAUUUAUUUUAUUUUACAAGACUAUCUAUAGUUAUCCUAUGUGUGUGAUUCGUGAUGGCACCGCCGCACGCCCGCCCUCAGUCUUGUCUCAGCUCGGCCGGCCUGUAACCUACUCGAGGCAGUGUUUGCCGAUCGAAAUUAAAAAUAUAUUCUAUUCAAUAAAUUACUAGAUUUGUUUCUCAAAUUUCAAAAUCUACUUUCAUCAGCUGACUGUUAAAGGCGUAUGUAGAUAUGCGAACUCGUUUUUAAAAUGACUCCAAGCUUUAAGAGGACUAUACAUUAUACAAUGUACACUGAUGGAAUUUCUUUAUAAUAAAAAUAUAUGAAAGUAACGAGUAUUCGUUGAGUUAUUUCAUAGUAAUUAUUUAUCGAGUGAUUUGUAUGAGCACCAAAAUGAAUUGAUAUCGUUGGAGAAGUCUAAACACCUGAG
Danaus plexippus (monarch butterfly) is the source of this 1791-nucleotide messenger RNA. RefSeq names its product protein yellow-like. The transcript has 8 exons. NCBI's taxonomy places the organism in Eukaryota, Metazoa, Arthropoda, Insecta, Lepidoptera, Nymphalidae. Gene Ontology annotation, cellular component: extracellular region. The coding region runs from base 71 to 1345 and encodes 424 amino acids. The record is from RefSeq and is a predicted model, not a curated record.